AAGAGAGCCUGUUCUCAGCGCUUAUCACACUCAGAGCAGUGCAGAGAGACAGUCGGAGUAACAGCGCUCACACACUCACUCAAUCAGCCGCAUUCUGUCCGAGCAAAGCCCGAGCCGCCCGAGCCUCAAGCAUGGUCUCUAUAAUCUCAGACCUGGACCCUCUCAAGAGCUGGAACGUGUUAAGGCAGGACGCAAGUGAUCUGACUGGAACUAUACAGAGUAACGGUACAGCUGGGAAGAUGAACGGCGCCCUGGAGCACUCGGACCAGCCUGAUCCGGACGCCAUUAAGAUGUUUGUGGGUCAGAUCCCUCGCUCCUGGUCCGAGAAAGAGUUAAAGGAGCUUUUUGAGCCGUACGGUGCCGUCUACCAGAUCAACAUACUGCGAGAUCGUAGUCAGAACCCACCACAGAGCAAAGGGUGCUGUUUUGUCACAUUCUACACACGGAAAGCUGCCCUGGAGGCCCAGAAUGCACUGCACAACAUAAAGACCUUAACUGGGAUGCACCAUCCCAUACAGAUGAAGCCCGCAGACAGUGAGAAAUCAAAUGCGGUGGAGGAUAGAAAGCUGUUCAUCGGCAUGGUGUCGAAGAAAUGCAACGAGAAUGACAUCCGGGUCAUGUUCUCUCCUUUCGGACAGAUCGAGGAGUGUCGCAUCUUGAGGGGACCAGACGGACUCAGCCGAGGAUGUGCAUUUGUCACAUUUUCUACCAGGGCUAUGGCACAGAAUGCAAUCAAAGCCAUGCAUCAGUCUCAAACCAUGGAGGGAUGCUCCUCCCCCAUGGUGGUGAAGUUUGCCGACACACAGAAGGAUAAGGAACAGCGGCGGCUGCAGCAGCAGUUGGCGCAGCAGAUGCAGCAGUUGAACAGUGCGUCUGCCUGGGGCAGCCUGACCGGCCUGACUGGCCUCACCCCGCAGUAUCUGGCAGUAAGAGGACACACCCACGCAGCCACGCCCACCAGCAGCACAGCCAGCGCAGCCGCCGCAUUGCUCCAACAAGCGACCUCCUCCAGUAACCUAGGAGCGUUCAGUGGUAUUCAACAAAUGGCAGGUAUGAAUGCUCUGCAGUUGCAGAAUCUGGCCACUCUAGCAGCAGCAGCGGCUGCAGCACAGAGCUCAGCCAGCCCGUCCACCGCUAGCGCCCUGACCUCCAGCACAGGGUCCCUGGGAGCCCUGGCCAGCCCAGCAGGUUCCACAGCUAACUCCACCAUGGGUGCGAUGGGUUCCCUGGGUUCUCUGGGGACACUGCAGGGUCUGGCCGGGGCCACCGUGGGCCUCAAUAACAUAAAUGCACUAGCAGUUGCUCACAUGCUCUCAGGUAUGGCAGCUCUGAAUGGCGGGCUGGGCAGCACGGGCCUGAGUAACGGGUCGGCCGGACCCAUGGAUGCUCUCACACAGGCCUACUCAGGGAUCCAACAGUACGCGGCUGCCGCCCUGCCCACCCUCUACAGCCAGUCCCUACUGCAGCAACAGAGCGCUGCGGGCAGCCAGAAAGAGGGACCUGAAGGAGCCAACCUGUUCAUCUACCACCUGCCACAGGAGUUUGGGGACCAGGACAUCCUACAGAUGUUCAUGCCUUUCGGAAACGUGGUGUCUGCCAAAGUCUUUAUCGACAAACAGACCAAUCUGAGCAAGUGCUUCGGUUUCGUCAGUUAUGACAAUCCUGUGUCAGCGCCACCAGAGGGAGCCACUCUCCCAUAA
This is a messenger RNA of Sinocyclocheilus rhinocerous, 1700 nucleotides long. RefSeq names its product cugbp, Elav-like family member 2 (gene celf2). Gene Ontology annotation, molecular function: RNA binding. Lineage: Eukaryota; Metazoa; Chordata; Actinopteri; Cypriniformes; Cyprinidae. The transcript has 14 exons. The record is from RefSeq and is a predicted model, not a curated record. The coding region runs from base 132 to 1700 and encodes 522 amino acids.